Messenger RNA from Hyaloscypha bicolor E, 1191 nucleotides. Its product is annotated as putative alpha-ketoglutarate-dependent taurine dioxygenase. Gene Ontology annotation, cellular component: cytoplasm. Gene Ontology annotation, molecular function: 2-oxoglutarate-dependent dioxygenase activity. NCBI's taxonomy places the organism in Eukaryota, Fungi, Ascomycota, Leotiomycetes, Helotiales, Hyaloscyphaceae. The transcript has 3 exons. The record is from RefSeq and is a predicted model, not a curated record. Bases 1 to 1191 code for a protein of 396 amino acids.
AUGGCCCCCUCCAUUGCCGAAACCGUCCCCAACACAGCAGACGAGAUCCAUGAGAAGCUUGCCAAAGUAUCAGUUGCAGACGUUAAGGAUCGCAAUGGGUCUCACAUAGAUGAACCAGCUCCCGCCGUGCAAGAACCCAAGCUCGAGACCCAGCACAAAGAACCCCUCAAGCUUUCCGGUGCUCUGGAUCAUUUCGAGAGCUUUGACGUCACUCCAACCAUCGGACGUGAAUUUGUUGGUGUCAAUCUCGCAAAGUGGCUCCGGGCUCCAAACUCGGAUGAGCUUAUUCGUGAUCUGGCAAUAACAAUCUCCCAACGCGGCGUUGUGUUCUUCCGAAAGCAAGAUGAUAUUACCAACGAUCUACAAAAAGAGCUUGUACAACGACUUGGAGAGCUCUCGGGCAAGCCUUCGACCUCGAAACUCCACAUCCACCCCGUCUCCAACUCUGGUCGCGAAUUGGGUGGGAAGGACGACGAGAUCAGCGUCAUCUCAUCGGAGCAAGCAAAGAAGAUCUACAAAGACCGCAUCCUCUUCCAGACAGAGAAAAAACAGAGCGGAAAGGAAGGAUGGCACUCCGAUAUCACGUUCGAGCCGAUUCCAAGUGACUAUGCUUUGUUGCGCUUGACACAAUUACCCAAGACUGGCGGCGAUACGCUCUGGGCCUCCGGCUACGAAGUCUAUGACCGUAUUUCAGCCCCUGUCCAAAAAUUCCUCGAAAGUCUGACGGCAACCUAUGCACAACCCAAAUUCAACGAGGCAGCCGAAAAGAACGGAUUCAAAAUCUAUGCCGAGCCACGAGGUGCCCCUGAAAACGUUGGCGAACAGCUGAUCGCGGUGCAUCCAGUAGUACGAACCAACCCUGUCACCGGAUGGAAGUCGAUCUUCGCUCUCGGCCACCACGUGCAGCAUAUCAACGAUCUCACAGAAGGCGAGAGCAAAGGUCUACUUGAUUGGUUCUUGAGACUAGUGGUUGGCAAUCAUGAUCUUCAAGUUAGACACAGGUGGCAGAAUCCCAAUGAUUUGGCGAUCUGGGAUAAUAGGAGUGUGUACCAUGCUGCGACGCCCGAUUACCUGGAUCUGGAUUUGGGAGAGAGGACGGGCCAGAGAGCGGUGAGUUUGGGUGAGAGGCCGUAUUUUGAUCCCGAGAGUACGGGGAGGAGGGAGGCGCUUGCUAAGGCGAAGGAGGUGUAG